Molecule: messenger RNA, 3470 nt
Organism: Ictidomys tridecemlineatus (thirteen-lined ground squirrel)
Lineage: Eukaryota; Metazoa; Chordata; Mammalia; Rodentia; Sciuridae
Source: RefSeq, a predicted model, not a curated record
AGGGAACUAAGCGAUUACUUCAAGAGCCACGGGUUAAGUGCAGGGAGAGGGGGAGAGAGAGGGAAAAAAUCCAAUCCAAAUUCAAAUUGCUUCAUUAGAGAGACACCGCUUUUGUGGGGAAGGGCUUUAAAUGCCCACUACAAAGUUAGGACUCAUUGUUCGGCGCCGGUUUAUAUAACAGGCGCGGGGAGGCGCUGGGCUCAGGCUGCACCGAGCCAGUUCUGCAGCCGCCGCCGCCUGCAUUCCCUCCCCCCUCCCCCAGGUGAUGGCCCAGCCAGGGUCCGGCUGCAAAGCGACCACCCGCUGUCUUGAAGGGACCGCGCCGCCUGCCAUGGCUCAGUCAGACGCCGAGGCUCUGGCAGGCUCUCUGGACAAGGAAGAGGGUCGGGCCUCCCCGUGUACGCCUAGCACCCCGUCUGUCUGCUCGCCGCCCUCUGCCGCCUCCUCCGUGCCGUCCGCGGGCAAGAACAUCUGCUCCAGCUGCGGCCUGGAGAUCCUGGACCGGUAUCUGCUCAAGGUCAACAACCUCAUCUGGCACGUGCGGUGCCUCGAGUGCUCCGUUUGUCGCACGUCGCUGAGGCAGCAGAACAGCUGCUACAUCAAGAACAAGGAAAUUUUCUGCAAGAUGGACUACUUCAGCCGAUUUGGGACCAAGUGCGCCCGGUGCGGCCGACAGAUCUACGCCAGCGACUGGGUGCGCAGGGCGCGCGGCAACGCCUACCACCUGGCCUGCUUCGCCUGCUUCUCCUGCAAGCGCCAGCUCUCCACCGGCGAGGAGUUCGGCCUGGUUGAGGAAAAGGUGCUGUGCCGCAUCCACUACGACACCAUGAUCGAGAACCUCAAGAGAGCCGCCGAGAAUGGGAACGGCCUCACGUUGGAGGGGGCAGUGCCCUCGGAACAGGACAGUCAGCCCAAGCCGGCCAAGCGCGCGCGGACGUCCUUCACCGCGGAGCAGCUGCAGGUUAUGCAGGCACAGUUCGCGCAGGACAACAACCCGGACGCGCAGACGCUGCAGAAGCUGGCGGACAUGACAGGCCUCAGCCGGAGGGUCAUCCAGGUGUGGUUUCAAAACUGCCGGGCGCGUCAUAAAAAGCACACACCGCAACACCCAGUGCCGCCCUCUGGGGCGCCCCCGUCCCGCCUUCCCUCCGCCCUGUCCGACGACAUCCACUACUCCCCGUUCAGCAGCCCCGAGCGGGCGCGCAUGGUCACCCUGCACGGCUACAUUGAGAGUCAGGUACAGUGCGGGCAGGUGCACUGUCGGCUGCCUUACACCGCGCCUCCCGUCCACCUCAAAGCUGAUAUGGAUGGGCCGCUCUCCAGCCGGGGUGAGAAGGUCAUCCUUUUUCAGUACUAACGCUGUCGGCACUUCCGCAUCUGUCCAUGGGCACCCCACAGCUGCCCCUCAGCCGCUGAGAUCCAGUGUCCAAACUGUGGCCAGGGAUCCACCGCCUCCGCAUCCACCCCCACCCGCCAUUCUGCCCGCUGCCAGCUGGCCCCCAGGCCUGGCCUUCCCUCUCCUGCUGAGAACCAGAACUGGCCAGGAGCAUCACAGAGUCCUCCUCUUGGAAGGCAGAGCUCCCUGAAAUUUGGAAUCAGGGUGAAAACAACAGCCUGUUUUUCCCAUUUAAACAGGAGUCAUCUUCAACUUCAGCUGAUUACAAUAGCAAAAGACAAAUUGAAUCAUGCGACACCAACAGCCUCCUAAUUUACAGGUUUUCUUCCCCGCCCUCCCACCCCCAUUGGCCUUUAUUUACUACUUCCUUGGAACCAUCUCUGAAUUCCGAAUAGCCGACAACCCCCAAUGUCAUCCACUCUGUUGCUUUUGUCUGGAAAACUCUACAGUGUUUGUGGGAUGUCCCCAAAGGAAAGCUAUGUUCUAAUUUUAUCAUUUCCAUCUGUCUGGUUAUGUCAAGUUAAUUCAGAAAGAGAAGAGACACUGACCAACCCUGAGAGGCCCAGUAGGGCAGAGAUGGAGGCCUGCCCAGACCAAGAGGCAGAGGGACAGGCGGGGGAUGGGGGACAAAGGCCCCCAUUGGUUGGAGAUCGAGGAGAGGGAUGUGGCACAUGUGGCACUCUGCACUGGGAGAGGCACUAACCAUUUCAAGGAGGGGAAAGCGAACACUUGGGACGGAGGGGAAACCCUACCCCCACCUGACUAUCUAACGUAAGUGCAGGAGACAUAGCAAAGAUAGUAUUUGAUCUGUGUGAUGGUGCUGCUGAGUGGGCAGGCUAGAGCUGGGGAUGCUUUUUGGCUGCUGGUUCACUACUGAUAGGGGUGCCUGGGCUAGGGGACCACUCUUGGGGGCCAAGGAACAGAGCCCAGUUAAAUGACAGCCAGAAUGUAAACUUUGAUCCAUCUCUGAGUAGAGAGGUGCCCACUGCCUAGGUGAGUGUGCCAAGCUAGUACCUCUGGGCUUCCCUGCCAACCCUGCCCAGAGCCAGCCCCACCUGCUCCUGAGAACAAGGCUAGACACAGCUGUGGUCUCAUCCACCCCAUCCUGCUGCAACUCUUCCACCUUAAACCAAGGGCUUGGGCAAACAGGACCAUGAUAUUUAUGUUUUCAGGGGAUGCCCAUUUGCCCCAAGCUUAUUCUAUAAUUCUAGAACUACUUGGAGACCUAGUGCAUUUCCAACUAGAGGCUGCUAGUAAGCAUGCUUUAGCCCCAGUCCUCCUGCCUGCUUUUGGAAGGAGACUGCAGGACAGGGAAAGCAAGUUUAUAGUUAUACACAGCUGUGGUCCCUGUCUUCACCCAUAGCAGACAUCAUUAAUCGAUUGCAGCACUCUCUCUGAGUCUGGAUAAGGUUUCCGGAUUCAUAUGCUUGAAGUUGGCACUUAAUGAGAACUUACAUGCCAUUUUCUCUGGAGGAGGCCUAGGCAUGGGUGAGGCCCAAGAGGGAACCUGCAUUCUGUCCCUUCCAAAGAUGUUACAGCUAACUAAGGUCAAAGAGAAAGCACCACUCAGAAUGUGGUUCAGAAGUCAUCCAGUGAAAACUUGUGCUGCCUCUGUCUGGGCACUGAACUAACAGGAGUGACCUGGGCCUGAUCCCUGGCCUUGGGGAGCUCAGAUCUUUCCUUUGAUUUUUGCUCCUAAUGAUCAAAGCCCCAAUCACAACCAUGUGGUAAGCGGCCAACUGAGCCUUGCCCAGGGUCACCCAGGAUCCUCUCUGUCUUGAGUCUCUCCCCAGGGUCUGUUCCUUGCGUGGACUACAUGACAGUAGCAUGUUGCAGUUCAAACGUCUCCACUACCCUGUUAAGAGCAGCCUGGAAACACACAGGCGGACAAGACUAUUUAUUUAAAUACAAAACAAAAGGGGAAAUACACACAUGGAAUAAAAAUUGUAAGCACUUUUUUUGUAAAACCAAUGUCUGUUUUGUUACAUAUCUUUCAUGUUGUGCUUUGUAAAUGUCUUAUUUGUGUAAUAAAUAAAGUUAACGCAAGUAGAAGUGCUGGCACUUAAAUCCAGAA